This is a messenger RNA of Cutaneotrichosporon cavernicola, 555 nucleotides long. RefSeq lists its product as uncharacterized. NCBI's taxonomy places the organism in Eukaryota, Fungi, Basidiomycota, Tremellomycetes, Trichosporonales, Trichosporonaceae. Gene Ontology annotation, biological process: 'de novo' NAD+ biosynthetic process from L-tryptophan; quinolinate metabolic process. The record is from RefSeq and is a predicted model, not a curated record. Gene Ontology annotation, cellular component: cytoplasm. The coding region runs from base 1 to 555 and encodes 184 amino acids. The transcript has 4 exons. Gene Ontology annotation, molecular function: iron ion binding; 3-hydroxyanthranilate 3,4-dioxygenase activity.
AUGCUCACCCCACCCAUAAACUUUCCCAAGUGGCUCGAGGAGAAUGGGCACCUGCUCAAGCCGCCUGUUGGCAACAAGUGUAUUUUCAAGGGGGAGAACUUCUUCACCAUGAUCGUCGGUGGCCCAAACACGCGCUCCGACUUCCACAUCAACACGACAGAGGAGUGGUUCUACCAAUACAAAGGGGCGAUAGUGCUGGUCGUCAUCGACGAUGGCAAGCUGCGCGAGAUUGUCAUCAACGAGGGCGACAUGUUCCUUCUUCCUGCCCGCACGCCGCACUCACCACGCCGUCCUGCCGACACGGUCGGCGUCGUCAUAGAGAUGAACCGCCCGGGGACCGAGAUUGACACGAUGCGCUGGCUGUGCCCCAACCCCGUGCACGGCGACAAGCUCGUCGUCAUCCGCCAAGUGCAGUUCCACUGCAGCGACAUCGACACGCAGAUGAAGCCGCACCUAGACAAGUGGGUUGCCGACGAGGAGCUGCGCAGGUGUCCCGAGUGCGGCGACGUUGCACCAGCGCAGCGCGGCAAGCUGUCGGUCCUUGGCGAGCAGUAG